Messenger RNA from Selaginella moellendorffii, 1557 nucleotides. RefSeq names its product probable E3 ubiquitin-protein ligase LUL2. Gene Ontology annotation, molecular function: ubiquitin protein ligase activity. The transcript has 5 exons. Bases 67 to 1215 code for a protein of 382 amino acids. NCBI's taxonomy places the organism in Eukaryota, Viridiplantae, Streptophyta, Lycopodiopsida, Selaginellales, Selaginellaceae. The record is from RefSeq and is a predicted model, not a curated record. Gene Ontology annotation, biological process: protein ubiquitination.
AGCUCUUCUCGACUCAGCGCUACCGACGCAGCUUGCAAGAGGCAGAGAAAUGCGACGACGAGGCGAAUGCUGGCCAUUGUCAACGCUCCCGGUUUUUUUUCUCUCGAGGUGAAAGGACGCGUUAGGUUCCCCCCAACUACAACAAACUGUUUUCACGGUCCCGGGAACCGGAAGAGUUCCGUUGGAUAUCGACGGUUCACGUCGAAAAGUGCGAUACACGUCAGCCGCUCUAGGGUAUGCGUUGCGGCUCUUUGCUCGUUCGUGGUUGGCACGGGGGCCAUGGGAAAUGGUCCGAGCACGUCCGGAAACAGUCAGGUGCAAAGGCGUCGGAGCCCGGAGUUUCGUUUCCCAUUCUUCUACCAGCAGGGAUACAGAAGUGGACAGUACUUGAUGAGGCUGUCCGAGCAUGGACUGGGUGUUGUUAUGGUGCCUCCGCAAGUUCAUCAAAAGGCCAUCACUAUCCGAAACGAUGUGAACUUGAAGAGGGGAACUCUGCGGCUGGAGGAGGAUAAAGAAAACGCGGGGAAGCACUUGGUGUCGUUUUUAUUCGAUGCAGCCGUUCCUGGGAGCGCUUCGAUCCUGUUUCUCGCUGGCGCCGGCCCGAACUUUAGCCUUGUUCCUCUGAAGCCGCAUUUGUUUCGGCCUCAGCGUGUCACCUUUGACAAGGGACUGGGACAGAGGUUUUGUCAGCUUCCAGGAUCAGGUGUCAAUCUCUCUCUCUUUGAGGCUGACGACUUAUCCAAGGACGGGAAAGAUGAAGUUUUCUCUUUGGUUGUCAGACUGGAGUCGAUGCCAAAGGAGCAGUCGAGCGAUGCCUCGUUACCAGUCGGUGGCCCUCUGCCGCGGAGUAUACACGCACAGACAACGUACGUUCUUUUGGAACGGAAGGCUAGCGGUCAAUAUGGAGUUCGAGUGUUGAAGCAGAUCAUCUGGGUUGAAGGAACACGCUACGAGCUUCAGGAGAUAUAUGGUGUUGGAAACACCGGUGACGGACAUCCUGACAAACACGCAGGCAGGGAAUGCGUCAUUUGUCUCACAAACCGUCGAGACACAGCGUUGCUACCUUGCAGGCACAUGUGUAUGUGUUCCGAAUGCGCCAGGAUUUUGCGAUUCCAAACGCAGCGGUGCCCGAUUUGCCGUUGUGUAGUUGACAAGCUCUUGGAAAUAAAAGCUCCAAGAGCCGAGGACGAUGACUUGGAGAAUAGACUCGACUAGCUCGGAUUUUCUACGAGAGCUUUUCUGUGCUCUACUCAGGCAUGGGCUCGUGUAUCGUCCGUGCUGCAAAUGUUGCCGCGUCCUGGAGGAGGAGGUAGUGCCCGCCUUACAGGUGGCGGCGGUGUUCCGGCUACAGGCGGUGGAGGAGCUUGGAGAACUGGACUUGGUGUCGAUGGCGAAGGGGCCAGGGAAGGCAAACGCGUCACCAGAUGUCCAUCUUCAGAACCAGGAAAUUCAACCAAUGCUGGAGAGCGUGGAGCUUCUACAGGAUGAGUAACAGCUUCUAGAGUCCGUGGAGAAUGGAAGUAUUCGGGAAAAUGGAAGUCAUGAGGUGACGGGGAA